GUCUAUUGAUUGCGUCAAGAACGGCGCACAAUUAGAACAGCGAAUGCUGUAAAUUUGACAUCAUGCAAGAAGCGAGGGCCACCACAACUGCUAUUGAGAGAAAAGGAGAAGAAUUAGUUCCCUUCACGAGAUCACUCAUUUCAGCAUCAAAAUAUGACAACCAUGGCGCAGUCCUCCGGUCGUUGCCUCUCUUCCUCCAGUCGUUGCAUCUCGGCUUCGAGUCUUAAGAUUGGUUUUUCAUCAUGCUCGUAUAAUAGCGCCACCAGUUGCUCUACCGCUGCGCAUAGUUGAAAAACCAACAUCAAAAACAUCAACCUCUUCUAAGUAUCACGCAGCAAGAAGAGCAAGUCGCUGUACUUUCGCUACCUCUUCCGGCCGUGCCGCUCGUCCAGAGGUCUUCGACAGAAAAAACAACCUGGCGCAAGUAGAGCGCCUUUUCGCAUUCAACACGGAUGGGCCUAGUAAAGCUCAGGAGUCUGCAAGCGAAAAGGAUGUUGCGAAGAAGCAUUAUGAAAAGGAUUCCUUGGAUCGAAAUUUAGUAUAGAGUCGGCAAAAAUACUAGAAAAGCAUGUCCGAGUCAGAAAUAUUCAAGAAUUUACGAUUCAUCCUCCCUCCCCCUCGUCACAUGCGCACAACUUUCAUCCAUAGCCGACGAGUACCCUAUCCCCAGAGCAAGCUUUAUAUCUGGCAAAAGAGGCAGGGUUCUAUACGAGAACAGAGUUGCAAGAUCAAAUCCUUCGUUCACCAAGCUUCUCUCGUCACGACUCGCCUUUCUUGAUGGACCGGUUUCUGGAUCCGUUGCCGCAGCCAACGUUGGAGUAAUUUAGACCUAGUUUGUAGAAGUUUUAGAAGUAGAUGAUGAAUCAUAUCUUCUGUCCCUUGCAAAGGGUGGAGGUAAAAAUUAUCCUCCUGAUGUGCACGUGCAGGUGCACGACACAGAGAUGAACACUAGCUGCUAUGAUGUCCUCAACGUCACCCAUCAGGUCACAUGAAGAACUCAUCGAAGAGGACGAUCUUGGUGCUAAUUUUGGUCUCCAUGGAAAACAGCCAGUACCACGCAAGAUCCAUGAAACUUUGCGUCGAGCUACAGGUUGUACUACGCCCGCAGGAGGAUCUUCAGCAUCUAGUACCCGAAGUGCUUCAAAGACAACUUUGUCUAGCUUCAUUGACUCCCACACUGGAAACGAGUGGCUGUCUUAUGCGGAAGGACGCGGCACGCGAUUACGAGCUGCUGCUCAUUGUGUCCUGAGGCGAGGAACAGGGGUGAUAAAAGUGAAUGGCGAAGAGGACUUGGCAAGUCGAUGGCCAUUGCUGUACAAUCGGAUGGAGUUGUGCUUGCCUUUCUAUGUCGCAGAAGCGUGUUGUUUGUUUGACGUGUUUUUAGCCGUAAAAGGUGGCGGACCAUCUGGACAAGCGGGUGCGUGUAGACUGGCUGUUGCGAGGGCGCUCGCUUUAAGGCUUGCUAAAGUUGUCUAAUUGAAUUCAUACUUGCUCACGGGAUGGGACUCACGUGUAACGAGGAUAAGUCGUAUCUUUUUUUACUCUGGUAGCUAGAGCUAAUUAUAUACAACAACUUGCUAGUAGGUGCUUAUUUUACUGCUUGUACUAGUGGAGUUCUAGUACCUCGUCUAAUUUCUACCGCACGACCAGCCUGCGUUCCCCUACUGAAUAGCAGACAACUACUCUUCGAAGAUUUGCGCAACAAGCUUCCGAAAGAUCCUCGCAGGCCAAAAGCGCGUGCGAAUUGGAGGUGGAGUAAGCGGUAGAAUGUCGAAUGAUAAUCUUCAUAGACCGUCAACAUUUUCAUCGUGAUUUUGUGAAAGAGCAGCUGGGGAGAAUAUCGCGUAUUGAAUACAAAUCUAUAAGUCGUGAAAAAUGUAAAGUUUUCUUUGUUUCUCCUAGUGAUCCAAUAAUGUCAAUGUACCUGUAUGCAGAUGCC
Molecule: messenger RNA, 1939 nt
Organism: Amoebophrya sp. A25
Lineage: Eukaryota; Dinophyceae; Syndiniales; Amoebophryaceae
Source: the annotation of a GenBank genome assembly